CUUCCGACUCCAGCGCCUGGACUCACGCUACAAAGCGUUGGCGCUUUCAUUGGGGUGAUUAUGGGACGUUUGCUCCUGAGUGCGCCACAGCGCAUGCCCAGUCUUCGGGUCACGUGAUGCCUGUCAUGGCUGCCUCCGUGGCCCGUGGCGCCGCGAAUGCCGGGUUCUUGCUACGGGUGGCCUGGGGCACCUGGUGGAGCCGACCUGGUGGCUGUUGGGGAUCCGGGGAGGCGGCGGCGCCAGCGAAAGCCAGGAAAUUCCGGGCGACAGGCUCGCGCCCGGCGUGGGAGGAAGAAGCCAGCGGCCCCGAGCGGCCCGGGGACGUGGUGAAUGUGGUGUUCGUAGACCGGUCAGGCCAACGGAUUCCUGUGAGCGGCAGAGUCGGGGACAAUGUUCUCCACCUGGCCCAGCGCCAUGGAGUGGACCUGGAAGGGGCCUGUGAAGCCUCUCUGGCGUGUUCCACCUGCCACGUGUACGUGAGCGAGGACCACCUGGACCUUCUGCCCCCUCCUGAUGAGAGGGAGGAUGACAUGCUGGACAUGGCCCCCCUUCUCCAGGAGAACUCCCGUCUGGGCUGCCAGAUCAUAUUGACGCCGGAACUUGAAGGGGCUGAAUUCACCCUGCCCAAGAUCACCAGGAACUUCUACGUGGAUGGCCAUGUCCCCAAGCCCCACUGACAUGGGCAGCUGGACUAUCCCAUACACCCAUGGCCUCAGGGCCAGGACUGGAGGAACAGCCAAGUUGCCAAACCGGCCCAGAGCACAGACAGGCCUGAGAGAUGUUGGAAGCACCCAGGAGGCCAGAGAGAUCCGACGUUCAGGCUCUGGUGGAAACAGGGCCCCCUGUUGGGGUGGCCUCCCCAAGCCCCUGAGAAUGGGGGUAUGGAUAGGGGUGGAAUCUAAUUAGUGACAAUAAAACAGUCUCACAGAA
Hipposideros armiger (great roundleaf bat) is the source of this 930-nucleotide messenger RNA. RefSeq names its product ferredoxin 2 (gene FDX2). Bases 117 to 677 code for a protein of 186 amino acids. The record is from RefSeq and is a predicted model, not a curated record. Gene Ontology annotation, biological process: P450-containing electron transport chain. NCBI's taxonomy places the organism in Eukaryota, Metazoa, Chordata, Mammalia, Chiroptera, Hipposideridae. Gene Ontology annotation, molecular function: 2 iron, 2 sulfur cluster binding; electron transfer activity. The transcript is spliced from 5 exons. Gene Ontology annotation, cellular component: mitochondrion.